Molecule: messenger RNA, 1902 nt
Organism: Knipowitschia caucasica
Lineage: Eukaryota; Metazoa; Chordata; Actinopteri; Gobiiformes; Gobiidae
Source: the annotation of a GenBank genome assembly
AUGGAGGCGUUUAAUCAGCUCCUGGUGGAGUAUCCAGAACUCAUGUUUAGCGGAAUGGGCGCUACAGCAGUGGUGGCUGGAGGAGCGCUCUUCUACAAACUGUCCUUCAGAAAGAAACCGUCUCAUGCCAAUGUGAACUGCUGGUUUUGCAAUCAGAACACUGUGGUGCCCUAUGGAAACAGGAAUUGCUGGGACUGUCCGAACUGUGACCAGUAUAAUGGCUUUCAGGAGAAUGGAGAUUACAACAAACCUAUACCUGCCCAGUACAUGGAGCACCUAAACCAUGGUGUUUCUGGGAGCCAUCCUUCACCAGAGCCUCCAAAGACCUUGCAGUGGGUGAACUGUCAGAUGCUGCUUUGCCGAAAAUGCAAUAAUAACCAAACCUUAAAGAUCAAGCAGCUAGCCUCAUUUAUACCAAGAGAUGAUGAAAAUUAUGAUGAAGAGAUUGAAUCCUACAAGCAUCAUCUUGAGCAGACAUACAGGUUGUGUAGGCCAUGCCAGGCAGCUGUGGAGUACUAUAUUAAAUACCAAAAUCGUCAACUGAGGACUGUACUUCUAAACCAUCAACUUAGGCGCAGCCGUGACACUGACAAGGCUUUUGUAAAGAGCCCUUACGCUGCAUCAUGCCCCUCAGUGGUAAUCAUCUUGCGGAUACUUGGCUUUCUAAUUUGCGCCUUCUUGUUUGCAUCAUCGUAUACCCCUUUGGCUGAUCAGUUACCUACUGAUGCAGUCACUCCUCCACAGCCUGCUCUCAACCAGUCUAAAAGUCAAAGCAAUGAUACUGUCCAUGUUUGGGAAAGUCUGCUUCAUUGGUUUCCAGAAAAGACACUUGAAAAGACCCUUGAAAAGUCUAAGGCCGCUCUCCAGUAUGCAAAAGAGAGUCAGAUGGGUGUUGUAGCGCUUGGCCUUUUGACUUGUCUCACUGGUAUCUUCCUUGCAGGACCCACAAGGUUGAGGAGAAUUGAUGCCUUGGCGUCUGUUUUGUGGUUUCUUAUCCUGUGUCUUUACAUUCCUGAGAGCUUCAGCGUUGAUGUCUCAGACUGGCAAGAUACAGCCAAAUUCUGUACCGUCUCCACCUGUUGUCUGGUCAGCUUUGGUGCAGCGGUGGCCACCCAUAGACUGCAGGGUUCAAGAAGAGGCAGAUACCGAAGAUAUUUUUCCAGUGGCUUCCAGACUCCUUUUCCUGUUGACCAGACAGAUGCCAUUGUUCUGACUCCUCCACCAAAUCUUUGUAAACUCAUAAACCAACACCAGUUCAUAAACCAUCACAGGAGUCCACGGGAGCGCAAGGCCUCUCCCACGUCUCUGCCGGGCCGCCUCAACAGGGCACUCAGUCUGGGGACCAUUCCAACACUCACACGCACAGAUUCUGGAUGUCUGUUCAGUGGAAGUAGGCCAUCUUCGGUCUACAACUCCCCAUCUUCAGAUUGCUUUUCACUCAAAUCUGGAAGCCGGCCGUCGUCCCCUGCCCCAUCCCCAACCCCCUCUGUGACCGGGACCCCCUCAGUGUCCCCCAGAGUGUCCCCUUCUCUCCGGAGUCAGGAGCCAUCGUCUUCAGUCUACAACACCUGUUUCUCUUCAGACAUAUUCCCCCUGCACAGUCAAACUGAUUUAAAUCAAAGUUUUUGUGAUGGGAGUGUGAUUGAGGGGAAGGGGAGCUCUGAUUCUUCUGCCUGUUUGGUUGACACGACAACACAAGGACCAGACACCAGCUCUUCAGCAAAGAGUUUUGGGAGACGCAUUAUUUGGCCGGGACUACUGUUAUCUAGUCUCAGCGCAAACUUGGAAUACAGCCUCCAUCUUUUACUGCAACAAAAGCAUGAAGAGAAGGUGACCGACCGGCGCGCUGACAGUAGCUGCAGCCGUGGAGGUGGUGCUUCGGCGCUGUCGGUAAAUGCAUAG